GAGCCCGAGCGGUGCUGGCAGCAGGAUCCAGCCCCAGCAGGGAUCAGAUCUCGUAGCCAUAGCAGCGGGGUAUUUAUUACAGCCCGGCCGCACUCCACCCCGGGCUGGCGGACUUUAGCCCUUAAUCAAAUAGAAAAAGUAGCAGUAGACAUCUCAGAUCCCAACGGGUGGCGUAAAACACAAAGAGGGACCCCAAAAUAAUGGCAAAAUUUCUAUCCCAGGAUCAAAUUAAUGAGUUCAAGGAAUGUUUUUCCCUGUAUGACAAGAAACAAAAAGGCAAGAUAAAAGCCUCUGACCUGAUGGCAGUGAUGCGGUGCCUGGGAGCCAGCCCGACGCCAGGAGAGGUGCAGAGACACCUGCACUUGCACAAGAUCGACAGAAACACAGAGUUGGAUUUCUCCACGUUCCUGAACAUAAUGUACAGGCAGAUGAAGCAGGAGGAACCCGAGAAGGAAAUCCUCACAGCCUUGUCCAUGAUUGACAGGCAGAAGAGCGGUGUUAUCACCGUUUCGGAGCUGAAGGCCAAACUUACAAGACUGGGAGAAAAGCUUUCCGAGGAAGAAGUGGAUGAAAUGCUAAAAGAAGCUAAAGUUGGACCAAACGGAACAAUAAAAUAUGAAGAAUUUGUCCGUGUCAUUUGUCUUCCUACAGCCGAUUACUAAAAUUCAAACCAAGAGACUGAUAAGAGCAGGACCUGAAGCUUUUUUGACUUCAAUUUUUCCUAUUUCCUACUUGGACUUGGGAAUCAUAAUUUGCCUUUAAAAAUCCUUAUUUUGCCUUCAUGACAGUGCUUACACUGACACGGGCUUCCAUCCCAUUUCUGGAGAAAUGCUGUCACAAAAUGUGAGCUCUGUUAUUCAAAUAAACUGAACGUAACAUUCCCUUGUGUAAUGCGUGUCACGCUUUAAAAAAAAAGCAGCUCUUAUUUUAAAAUUGCAUUUAAGUCUA
Molecule: messenger RNA, 948 nt
Organism: Cuculus canorus (common cuckoo)
Lineage: Eukaryota; Metazoa; Chordata; Aves; Cuculiformes; Cuculidae
Gene: CALML4
Product: calmodulin like 4
Exons: 5
Coding region: 201-662 (153 amino acids)
Cellular component (GO): cytoplasm; myosin II complex
Molecular function (GO): calcium ion binding; myosin heavy chain binding
Source: RefSeq, a predicted model, not a curated record